CUCUAUCAGUUGCUGGACUGCUCCAUACGGACUUUAAAUCAUGCCGUAACGGUCUUUGAGUGUCAUUCCUUGAGUGGAGCCGCGCCAUGGGGCGACAGGCGUAUCUGAACAGGCUGGCUUUGGGCCGAUCGCCCUAUGAAGCCCCGGAGCGCCCAGAAGGGUCAACAGCGAGGACAACGUACCGCACGGACUCGGGGACUCACGCGGAUGAAUAUGUUCAGCAUUACGAUGACCGGGGCCAUCCGGUCAAUCCAGAGUCCAAGUCAUUUGGACGAGAGCUUCGGAGAGCCAAAAAUGACAUUCUUUCAACGAUGGGGAUUGUCGUCAGCGAGGACGCAAAGGCCAGUGGGCCUAGUGAACAGCAGAAGGUCGACAUGAUAGCUGCGGAGAAUGACUAUGGUCUGGUCAUGGCGACAUUGGACCAAGUGUCAGUCUUUCUGGGGUCGUGGUGGACCUCAUCGCUCGCCGGCCGCAUACAGACUUUUCGGAGUUAUACACAUGAGCCACUCAUGAACAUACUCCGGCGUGAGCGAGCGUCGGUGGGCAUCGUGGGCUUUUACUUCGCCGGCAUUCCGUCCUGGGCAAUCUCGACAUGCUUAUCCAUUUGCCGACACCAUCCGCUCGAGCGCUUCAUUUCGUCCUUGCAAAAUCGCUUCCCUGGUGAUGACAUAUGGUCGAAGAUGGUGCGAUCGUCUUUCACCCUCCUACAUUCUGCGACUCGAGGCACACUCCUUAUAAUGGCUAUCCAGACAUACAUGUACUCUCUCCUACAAUCUCUCCAUCUGGUCCAUCCCUACGCGCUGCCAGGCCUCCAUUUUCUCAUUCCUUUUGGAGAAUUCGCACCCAUGCAAUUUCCCUCCUUGCCAACCGACAUCUCGCCGACAUCGCUGGCCAGCUUUGCCCUGCAUCUCGUCAAGACCCCGUCCUUCCUGGUGUACCUCUAUGUGUACCUACGUCCGGUGAUAGAGAUACGGCUCUAUCGUCUGAUCCGUCGCCGACUGCCCAAGCCGACUCUGGCGGACGAGCUCUCCAUCAAGGUGGCCUUCGACAAUGACCUUAUUGAUUGGAUGGUGCCAACGCUUGGGCGCCGAUCCGAAGAAGAAAACCGUCGCAACUCACUCACACUCUUGGAAGAUGUCAUGUAUGAGAUCAGCUUCCUGAAAGACUGGGCGCUGUCGUGGGUGGGCUUCAAGUCCCAGCGAACGAUACGUGCGCUGGAACAGGCAGCAGACGCCCGCCAUAGACAGCUGUCGGAGUCCUUGCCGCCGAAUAUUGAACAACUGCGGAACGAGCUCCAGGCUACAGCUCAUCGGGCAGAGGAGUUGACGCCUCCACAGCAUCAGCUCCCAGAACUCGCAGCCAUACGCACUAGUUCGCCGCAAACCCCAGCCCCUGUUCAUUCGCCGGAUUCAGGGGUCGACUUCGGUGGGAGCCGCGUUCUUCCGCAUGAAGAGGAUAGAAUGUCUCAUUCCCCUGCGGAGAUGAGCGCCGAAGAUUUUACCGGCAUGCCUCUAGAUCGGACAAGAGCCGCAGCCCCUACGGCGGGCCAGCCUUCCACUUCGGCAAACGUAUCAGAAACAAGACCGGAUGGUGGCAACAACACCGACAAUCGGCGUCAUUCCCGCUCGAACACACUGUUCUCCCGACCCUCCUCUCCGGAAACGUCGUCUCCGACUUCGCCCCGCGUUCGGGCGUCGCUCAUCCACCAGAACUCCGAUGUGAUUACCAUGCAACUCGAGUUGCUCGGAAGCCGUAACCUGCAGAACCACGGUCAACUGAAUCCCAGGACCGGUAAUCAGAUCGAACAACUCACAUCCGAGGGGGAACCGGCAGACCGGCGGUCAAUCUCUGAGUUCUUAGAUACUCUGCUAUCUAACCAAGGGCAAAAUCUCAGCACGAUCGUCAACUCUGACACCAUAGACAGUGAUGGGCUUUCAAACCUGACUCCGGGGCUGUCUCCUACUCCUGGAGACAUUCCGCCUACGCCUGCAGUGGAGGUCGAAGACCAACCGCAAAUAGCAAGCGCGGAUCCCCCGACUGGGAAUCUCCAUCUCGGAGAGUCCCUCUUAGUCUCUUCCAACAUCCUACCAGACAGCGUUGAAGAGCCAAUUCACGAUGAUACGCAGGAACCACCCCCCGACAUCGUGCAAACCCUCGAAACCGAUUUCGACUCGGAACUGAUGCAUGGCAUAUCAGAUACAGCCGUCAGGGAAGCGCCAAUGACAACAACAACCGGCUCAGCUUCAGCGGCCCACCGGGUGACCAUUCUCUCCUCUCACCCCGUCGACUCUCUCGCCUCCCACCUCGCAUCCAUGAUCACCACUGUCCUCUUCCUCCCCCUCGAAUCCUUAUACCUUCGCUCUCUGGCGUCGUCAUACCUGUCUUCCACCGGCGCGCCGGCUAUCCAGCUCGCGAAUGUCCGCGGCCUGGGUGUGUGGGGUGGCGGUGGCCCUCGGACUGAUAAGCUGACAUAUUUGGGAAAGAUGACCCUGAUGCUCGGCAUUCAAGCGGCCGUGAAUGCCAGUGUCUGGGGAAUCAUAUCCGGUUCGGCUAUCAAGAUCGGGAGGAAGUUCUGUGGGUGGGGGACUUUGUGAAUAGACAAAUCGUAGUAAUCAAAUUGGGCGGUCAUAUACACUAAUGGUUACAUCAAAUUUAC
Messenger RNA from Aspergillus campestris IBT 28561, 2656 nucleotides. RefSeq lists its product as uncharacterized. Bases 87 to 2594 code for a protein of 835 amino acids. NCBI's taxonomy places the organism in Eukaryota, Fungi, Ascomycota, Eurotiomycetes, Eurotiales, Aspergillaceae. The record is from RefSeq and is a predicted model, not a curated record. The transcript has 4 exons.